Nanorana parkeri is the source of this 1588-nucleotide messenger RNA. RefSeq names its product ERCC excision repair 1, endonuclease non-catalytic subunit (gene ERCC1). Gene Ontology annotation, cellular component: nucleus; nucleotide-excision repair factor 1 complex; ERCC4-ERCC1 complex. Gene Ontology annotation, molecular function: single-stranded DNA binding; damaged DNA binding. Gene Ontology annotation, biological process: UV-damage excision repair; mitotic recombination; nucleotide-excision repair. NCBI's taxonomy places the organism in Eukaryota, Metazoa, Chordata, Amphibia, Anura, Dicroglossidae. The coding region runs from base 1 to 1527 and encodes 508 amino acids. The record is from RefSeq and is a predicted model, not a curated record. The transcript is spliced from 11 exons.
AUGGCUGUCGCCGGCGAACUCAGGUGCCUGACAGAACCCCCCCUGGACCAGUGGGAUGCUCUCCAGCUGAGGCAUUUCCUGCUCUCCUUACCUGAUCACCAAAGACUGUCCAGACCCCUGACUUUGUUUGAACAGACCUGUAAGAAGGAGAUACCCACUCGCCACGCGAUAUCCUCCUUGUACUCUAUGAUGAUCUCACCCUCCCCGGAGUCCUAUCCACCAUUUAUGGCCAAAUGGGAAAAUUACCUCAACACCACCUUCACACCGGCUCAGAAAGACCGCAUACUACAUCUCGCCCAUCACUCUUCCAUCGCCUCUAAGACACAAGAGCUAGGCUAUAAAAUAGUCUCCCGGGUCCCAACUGUCCUACACGCCAUGUUCCACCAAGUCUCACCCUUAUGUACCGUUCAGCUCCAGAUAACCAGUCACAAGAUGGAGAGCCAAAAAGAAGAACAGAAGCUAACAGCUGGGGGAAAUAAAAGAUUUGUUAUCCCAUCUCAGGAGCCAGAGACCACUCCGGUGCGUCCUUUGUUUCACGCUCCUUCAUCAGUUUUGUUUCACGCCCCUUCAUCAGUUUCAUCAACCAACGUGGUAUCAGGAGGCAGUUAUGCUGAUUAUAUUUUCAAUAAGGAAGCCAAGGGCCCAGAGCGAAAGGUUGUAGAUGCCAAGCUGACUUCAAGCCUGGAGCACACAUCUCUGGUACCGAAUUCAGGCUCAGCGCAGAAGAUUCAGAAGGGGACUUUAAGGAUACAACAAUGUCCUCAAACCAUGAAGGCAGACUCGGGGUCAGAAAAACAGCCUCCAAGUGGGAUGGAAGGUUUUGGAACUGAACAGAAGACUGAAAAUGGGAAGGGGGGCCCUUUCAUAGUGACAAGUUCUGGUGGAGGACCAUCGGCCAUCAAAGAUGGAAAGUCUGUUGGUGGGAAGAGCUGUAUUGUGGUCAGCACACGACAGAGGGGCAAUCCACUUCUUAAGCACGUCCGCAAUAUCCCCUGGGAGUUUGGAGACAUUGUACCUGACUACAUUCUGGGGGACACUUGCUGCGCUCUCUUCCUUAGUUUGAGGUAUCACAACCUGAACCCGGAGUACAUACACAGCCGGCUGAAGACGUUGGGCCAGGCCUAUGCCCUGCGGGUCCUCUUGGUGCAAGUCGAUGUGAAAGACCCCCAUUUCACACUAAAGGAAUUGGCUAAAAUCUGCAUCCUCUCCGACCUCACCCUGAUAUUGAGCUGGAGUCCAGAUGAGGCAGCCCGCUACCUGGAGACCUACAAGUGUUAUGAGCAAAAGCCAGCCGAUGCACUGAAGGAGAGGACUGAAAGUGAUUUCAUGUCCAAGAUUACAGAUUGCCUGACAACGGUGAAGUCGGUGAACAAGACAGACAGUUGCACGCUACUCACGACAUUUGGGACUCUUUCAGACCUUGCCAAUGCUUCUCGAGAAGACCUGUCUCUGUGCCCAGGAUUUGGCCCACAGAAAGCAAAGAGACUGUUUGAUGCUCUACAUGAACCAUUCCUCAAAACUAAGUAGUAGGCAUUGGACAAUGUCCAUCCAAUCCUCACACUGAUGGGACUGACCUUGAACAAGGUCC